Molecule: messenger RNA, 3240 nt
Organism: Annulohypoxylon truncatum
Lineage: Eukaryota; Fungi; Ascomycota; Sordariomycetes; Xylariales; Hypoxylaceae
Product: TRM-domain-containing protein
Exons: 5
Coding region: 1-3240 (1079 amino acids)
Biological process (GO): tRNA N2-guanine methylation
Cellular component (GO): nucleus
Molecular function (GO): RNA binding; kinase activity
Source: RefSeq, a predicted model, not a curated record
AUGACUUCGAAAACUAAAAACGGUACUUCGGCUGCGACGACCGAGAUUCCAAUCAUCACACGAGACGGACAAGACUUUACAGAAAUUAAGGAAGGGCUGGCUCGAAUCCUAGUUCCAUUCUCGGCGACAGAUGCCUCGGGCAAGAAGCUCAACAAUGUCGAAGAGCAACAAAAAGUUUUCUACAAUCCUAUCCAGCAAUUCAACCGUGACCUUACUGUUCUCGCGAUUAAAGCCUACGGACAGGCGAAGAAACAUCCCGCAAAUGCCGAUAGAGUAGCUAAGAGGAAACGCGAGAAGUCUGAUACUGGCGGCAACAAGCCAAAAAAGCAAGAGAAGGUAGAUGCGGUAGCUAAUCAAACUGCUGGAGAUGAGCAAUCGACCAAGGUACAAGAGGCAAAGACCAGCGAAACUAAACGACCUGGUCCCACAUUCACCAUUCUCGAUGCUUUAUCAGCUACAGGACUCCGGGCGUUGCGAUAUGCUCAGGAAUUACCAUUUGUUACAUCAGUUACUGCAAACGAUUUGAGCCCCACAGCAGUGGAAGCCAUCAGGCGUAAUGCCGAACAUAAUGGAGUCGAGUCUAAAGUGAAUGCUACGUCAGGCGACGCCCGCGCGCACAUGUACUCCUUGCUUACUCAAGAAGAACCAGAUGAUGGCGCAAAGGACAAGCAUCGUAAUAAGAAGGGCGCUCACAAGCCGAACAAGACGAACAAGAAAUACGAUGUAAUCGAUUUGGAUCCUUAUGGAACUGCUGCUCCUUUUUUCGACGCAGCACUCAAUGCUGUUCGAGAUGAUGGCGGCCUAUUGUGCGUUACGUGCACGGACUCGGCUGUCUGGGCGUCAAACGGAUAUCCGGAGAAGGGAUUUGCCCUUUAUGGUGGUGUGCCUGUGAAGGGGUUUUACUCUCAUGAAGUUGGACUACGUCUAAUACUCCAUAGUCUUGCCUCAACAGCGGCACGAUACGGACUGGCCAUCGAGCCUCUCCUAAGUUUGUCAAUCGACUACUACGCCCGAGUAUUCGUUAAAGUUAGGAAAUCUCCUGCACAGGUGAAGUUUCUUGCAGGCAAGACAAUGGUCGUGUAUAACUGCGACCAAGGGUGCGGAGCUUGGGAGACGCAAUUUCUAGCUCGCCAUAGGAAGGCUCCUAACAAAUCUGGAAAGGGGGUAUUCUACAAGCAUGGUUUUGCCUUGGCGCCUACAGUCGAUCAACUUUGCAAGGAGUGCAACUCCAAGAUGCACUUAGCGGGACCGAUGUAUGGUGGGCUAUUGCAUUCUACCGACUUCAUCCAGAAGAUCUUGGACGAGUUACCCAAUGCCCCGGACGACAUCUACGGCACGAAGCCGCGUAUAGAGGGGAUGCUCCAGACAGCGCUUGAAGAAUUCCUGCCAGUUCCGGAAGAUCAUCUGGAGAGUUCUAGGGAAGAUGAAUUUGCCGCGGUUGAACCAUACCCGUUCUUUUUCCACCCGACAGGUCUAGCACGCGUGGUGCACUGUAUCUGUCCUGAUGAAGACAGUUUCAGAGGUGCUCUGCGUCACUUGGGCUAUCACGUCACUCGCAGCCACUGCAAGCCGGGCAGUUUGAAGACCGAUGCGCCAUGGUCAGUUCUUUGGGAUGUUAUGCGGGAAUGGGUUCGUCAGCAUCCUAUCAAAGCCGAGAAAGUCAAGGAAAAUACCCCAGCAUACACUUUACUCAGAUUAGGCAAGAAAGAUGAGGCAGCGAAGCAUGAAACUAUAAAGGACAAGGAACACAACGAGGUCGAUAAGCUAGAGAUUGUCUUCAAUCAAAAUCUCGGGCGAGACACAUCCAAGGCCGGCCUGACCAGACAUUUUUCCGUGCAUAAACGAAAUAUGUCUGUUAACAAUUCCAAUGGUGUCACCGCCGACACCGGACAAGACGGGUUAGGCAGCGAUGUUGGUUCGGUUAAAUCUGAAGAGAUUGUUGUAAUUCUGAGACGACCACAGGGAACAGACAAGCCCGAAUCAUACGACAUUUAUAGCCUAGGGGAAGAGGCCGGGGAACAUGGGCCUUCGUUUAAUCUAUCGAAAAUUCAGACCACAAGUGUUCCACAGGUCUCAUUCUUAAGUGAUGAUAUUCCGGGGUAUUUACGGAGCGGACCAUUACAGCAUGUCCAUGUCGUCGUGUCAACCGGUUCCGGGACGGGUCUCGCUUCAAACUUUUACAAUUCCGUUCUCCGACCUCUUCUAGAGGGCCUGGGUAUUCAUGCGUUGGAACCAUGGGCCGAUUUGGCGGAACGAUCGAGACCGAAUAUUUAUAAUCUCGUUAUCACACAACAUGCUGAUAGUGUGCGCGAUUUCGCUAGGGAUCUCGGAGGUUCCAGCCAGGCCACAGUACAACACACCGUGGUCCUUCUUAGUGGUGAUGGCGGUGUCAUUGAUUUUCUCAAUGCUAGAGCACCGAUAGAAGAAUCGGACGCGGGAGCUAACCUCCCCUUAAUCGCAAUAUUGCCAUUAGGCACAGGAAAUGCGCACUUCCACUCGCAACAUAAAUUGGCGAACAAGGUUACUGAAUCCCCUGAGCCCUCUAGUCUAGUUCAGAGUUUACGCACUUUGUUCAAAGGCAAAGCUGCGCCUCUGCCCUCUUUCAAGGCAGAAUUCCCUCCUGGCUCUCGUAUUAUUACCGUCGAGAAGUCUGAUAAAGGCCUCGAGAGCCAGGCUAAUGCUAUCUCUCACCUCUACGGCGGUAUUGUCGCUAGCUACGGCUUCCAUAGCCAGCUAGUUUGGGAGAGCGAUACGCCGGAAUAUCGAAAAUACGGUGCUGAGCGGUUCAAGAUGGUUGGACAGCAGCUUCUCGAAGAGAGCCACGCGUAUAAUGCUGUCGUUGAAAUUGACCGAGACCGACAUGCAUACAUCUUAGUUGCUAUGGUAUCCAACCUGGAGAAGACAUUUACGAUUUCGCCGGCCAGCAGACCCCUGGACGGUGAAUUGAGACUCGUCCACUUCGGGGCCGUAAGCGGGCAGAAGACCAUGGAGAUUAUGAUGCAAGCGUAUGAUGGAGGAAAGCACAUCGAUAUGAAAUGGACCGGUAGCGAUGGCGAGGAAGAAGGGGUCGGAUACGAUGAGGCACGGGUAGUCAGGAUCACCACUCUAGAAGAAGACGCCAGAUGGAGGAAGGUCUGUAUCGAUGGCACGAUUGUAGAAUUGCCCCAGGGUGGUUCUAUGACGGUCAGAACAGAGGAUAAGGCUCAUUUGCGGGUUUUGGUAGAUCGGUCUGUCGCAUAA